This is a messenger RNA of Closterium sp. Yama58-4, 1221 nucleotides long. The record is from the annotation of a GenBank genome assembly. Lineage: Eukaryota; Viridiplantae; Streptophyta; Zygnematophyceae; Desmidiales; Closteriaceae.
AUGUACCUGGAGCAGUGCCGCAUCGCUGUGGUUUCGGCUAUCUUUGGCGACUGGGACCACCUCAGGCUGCCUCAGCGGUCCAAGGUGAGGCUACGGGAAGGCGUGCUUGAUUUGUAUGGUUGUGAUGAUCGCAAACGAGGUGUUAGUGAAGGGAUUGGAAGGGGACAGGACGCAUCAGUGAAGGGGCUGGAUGAGGAUAAUCUCUUCUCGUAUGGCAAAAGGCAAGGUGGGGUUUUAGUGGCUUUCUCUAAGCGGUUCAAUCAAUUUCUCUCUCCCUAUUCCCCUCCCCAGAUUUCCGUUGCAGCAAUGCGCAAGGCGUGCUUCGUGAUUUUUGUGGACGAGCAGACAGUGAGGGGGCUCUACAGGGACAACCUCAUUCCCUCCGGACACCAAGGCAAAAUCUCCGUGGCAGCGAAGCGGAGAGCAUGCUUUGUGAUAUUCGUGGACGAGCAGAGAGUGAGGGGGCUGUACAGGGACAACCUCAUUCCCGAUGCCAACGGCAAAACCAAGCGCAAGGCAUGCUUUGUAAUAUUCGUGGACGAGCAGACAGUGAGGGGGCUGUACAGGGACAACCUCAUUCCCGAUGCCAACGGCAAGGUGGGCCUGUGGCGCGUGGUGGUGGUGGCCAAUUUGCCCUACUCCGACGCACGGCGCACGGGGAAGAUCCCCAAGCUGCUUUCGCACCGCCUCUUCCCCAACGCCAAGUAUUCCAUGUGGAUUGACAGCAAGCUGCGGCUCUUUGUGGAUCCGCUAACCAUCCUGGAACGGUUUUUGUGGCGGGGAGGGUUUGAAUAUGCCAUCUCCAACCACUACGACCGCCACUGCGUGUGGGAAGAGGUGGAGCGCAACAAGAAGCUGAACAAGUACAACGCGACGGUCAUUGACAAGCAGUUUGAGGCGUACAAGGCCGAUGGCCUCACCAUGUUCAACCCAAACGAUCCCAACAACCUUCUCAUCAGCAAUGUACCGGAGGGGUCAGUGAUCAUAAGAGCGCACACAGCUGCCGCCAACCUGUUCUCGUGCCUCUGGUUCAACGAGGUGGACCGCUUCACCUCCCGCGACCAGCUCUCCUUCGCAUACACCUACCUCAAGAUGGCCCGCACCUCUCACCCACUGCGGUUGAACAUGUUCAAGGACUGUGAGCGGCGGUCGUUUGUGAAGCUCUUUCACCACAAGGCUGAGGAGGCGGCACUCAAGCUGGAGCGAGGCAGGGCUAGGUAG